AUGGUAGCCCUUGCGCGUCAAGACUUUAGUUAUCAUGUUUCGUGCGACACAAACGGCACUGUCAAAGGCAAGUCGUCUUCCAUUGAACUCCAAAAAGGCGAACAAGGAUUUUUACAAAGGACGGGCAACAUUAUGCGCCGCAAGCGCAUUGCCCUGGCCGAUCGCAGCGGAAAUCAGCUGUACGAUGCGCAGGGCCGCGAGCGUACCUGGAACUUGCAGACACAUCGUAUUGAUGAGAGGCACAUGGUUUCUUUUGUGUUGAAGCCGUACGUGUACAUUGGCGAUGAGUCCAAUGGGGGCUCUGAGCACACGAUACCGGGACUUCCCGGUGCGCCCAAAAUGCCUGCUGGUGGGAUGAAUGCGACGUACUACUCGCGUUUGGUUGACCGCAUGCUGCUUUCCAAGCCCAACCGCUCGUAA
This is a messenger RNA of Malassezia vespertilionis, 420 nucleotides long. RefSeq lists its product as uncharacterized. The transcript has 3 exons. The coding region runs from base 1 to 420 and encodes 139 amino acids. Lineage: Eukaryota; Fungi; Basidiomycota; Malasseziomycetes; Malasseziales; Malasseziaceae. The record is from RefSeq and is a predicted model, not a curated record.